AUGCCAGGUGGAGCGAUAGCAAGAACCCCGGUGUCAACAGUAUCGAGUACUCCCAUUCAUCAUUCUGAGAGUUUUUCAUACUGCGCACCACCACAUGUUACCCGAUCUUUGGUGAAACAGGAGGAUCUUUUCAAGCUCACAGCGCUGCCAGCUAUUGCCAUGGCGCAGUCAAUGUCCCUCCGGGACCGACAGGUCGCAUCAAUCCAAAAGCUACUGAACCUGAACCAUGAUCCGCAACCCGCUGAAGAUAACUCCAUUGACCAGUCCGGAUCGGGCGGUCUUAUCUCGCAUUCCACUCCGAUCCUGAACGAAGAUGGCGACCCCAUCUGGAAGGUCUUGGUAUUCGAUAAAAUGGGCCGGGAUGUUAUCAGCAGUGUGCUGAGAGUAAAUGAUCUCCGCGCAUGGGGCAUCACCAUUCAUCUAAACCUCCACUCGCAACGAUACCCCAUCCCUGAUGUCCCUGUCGUCUACUUCGUGGAACCGACCCCCGAUAAUAUCCAAGCAAUCACUCGCGAUCUCUCCCACGGGCUCUACUCCCCAGCCUACGUGAAUUUCCUAUCUUCCGUCCCGCGGCCACUUCUAGAGGACUUUGCUUCUCAAAUAGUCACGUCAGGCGCAUCCGAACAUAUUGCGCAAGUAUUUGACCAGUAUCUCAACUUCAUUGUUGCAGAGCCGGACCUGUUUAGCUUGGGGCUUGGGAAUGAUGCAUACUACAAGAUCAACAGCCCAAAGACGACGGAUGAAGACCUAGAUGCGAUUGUUGACAAAGUGGUCAGUGGGCUAUUCAGUGUGAGCGUGACAAUGGGUACAAUCCCAAUUAUACGGUGCCCCAAGGGCGGUGCAGCGGAAUUGAUUGCGACAAAACUGGACCGCAAACUGCGAGACCACAUACUUAAUUCCAAAGACAACCUCUUCUCCGGUAAUCAGAACGCUCUACCGGGAGUGCCAUCGGCGCGGCCGGUACUGAUCAUUAUGGACCGAAACAUCGAUCUGGUCCCAAUGCUCUCCCACUCGUGGACGUACCAAUCUCUGGUACAGGAUGUCCUUGAAAUGCGUCUCAACCGAAUCACUCUAGAUGCUGGUGCUGGUGAUGCGGAUUCCGCCAAGGGCUCUAAGAAAUCUUACGACUUGAACAGUACCGAUUUCUUCUGGCAACGCAACGCCGGAGUCCCAUUCCCCCAGGUUGCGGAGGACAUUGAUGCUGAGCUCACACGGUAUAAGGAGGAUGCGAAUGAGAUCACGAAGAAGACGGGUGCCUCUUCAAUUGAAGAUCUCCAAAAUGAUACUAGUGCAUCCGCACAACAUCUCAAGGCCGCUAUCACACUGCUCCCUGAGCUGCGGGAACGCAAGGCGGUCCUCGACAUGCACAUGAACAUUGCGACCGCACUGCUCAAAGGCAUCAAGGAGCGACAGUUAGAUAACUUCUUCGAGCUCGAGGAAACCAUCACUAAACAAUCCAAGUCACAGAUCCUGGAGCUCAUAAAUGACCCCGCUAAAGGAAGCGAGUCAUUAGACAAGCUGCGCUUGUUCAUGAUCUGGUUCCUCAGCACUGAGACUGAGCUCAGCCGCUCCGAGAUGACUCAAUUCGAAGAGGCCCUUACCCGAGCCGGUGUCUCCGAUAUUUCCCCUCUUGCCUACGUCCGCCAGGUGCGCGAAAUCACUCGUAUGACCAUGAUGACCACCACCGCUCCCGAACAACAAUCCUCUGAUCUGUUCCGUGGAUUCUCCUCGCUUUCAAAUCGCCUGACGGAUCGCAUCACCUCGGGCGCUCUCGGGGCCAACUUUGACUCGCUCAUUUCAGGCGUGAAGAACUUCCUUCCAACAAAUAAGGAUCUUACUGUGACCAAAAUCACCGAGUCAAUCAUGGACCCUGCUGCAGCUUCAAGUUCGGCUAUUGCAAAGACUGAAAACUACCUCUACUUCGACCCGAGGAGUGCCAACGCACGUGGUGCGAUGCCUCCGGCAUCUGCAUCGCGGAACGCGCAGAUACCCGGCGGAAUGGGUAGCGCAGGCCCUGGCACUGGCGCCAGUUUCGGCCAACGUCGCCAAGCCUUCAGUGAGGCUAUUGUAUUUACAGUUGGUGGAGGCAGUAUGGACGAGUACGGCAAUUUACAGGAAUGGGUUCGCCGAACAAACGGUCAACAGGGUGCAGAUGGUGCGCCGGCUCGUGCGGCCAGUGGGAAUCGCCGCAGGGUUGUCUAUGGAAGUACAGACCUGAUGAACGCUACGGAAUUCCUGUUGGACUCAUUGGCGCCUCUUGGUCGGGAUAGCUAA
Molecule: messenger RNA, 2274 nt
Organism: Penicillium bovifimosum
Lineage: Eukaryota; Fungi; Ascomycota; Eurotiomycetes; Eurotiales; Aspergillaceae
Gene: sly1
Product: syntaxin-binding protein
Exons: 5
Coding region: 1-2274 (757 amino acids)
Biological process (GO): endoplasmic reticulum to Golgi vesicle-mediated transport; intracellular protein transport
Cellular component (GO): cytosol; Golgi membrane
Molecular function (GO): syntaxin binding
Source: RefSeq, a predicted model, not a curated record